This is a messenger RNA of Chiloscyllium plagiosum (whitespotted bambooshark), 385 nucleotides long. The record is from RefSeq and is a predicted model, not a curated record. Lineage: Eukaryota; Metazoa; Chordata; Chondrichthyes; Orectolobiformes; Hemiscylliidae.
AAGUUCUUGAUGAGGAUGUUCUCACUUUGUAAUUAUUUCAUAUUUCAGACCUACAAGACAUGCUCUGCAGGCUGGUGGACGUUGACUCGGUUGUUGAUUCCUGCCUGGAUUAUUCACUACUAUGUGAAGUACCAUGUUGCAACAAAACCAUAUGGCAUUGUGAGUGUGAAGCCGAGAAUUUUCCCGGGUGACAGAAUUUUGGAAACAGGAGAAGUUAUUCCAUCAAUGCAAGAGGAUGAGCACAAUGGACACCACUAAUUACAGGAUGAAAGCAUAAUGUAAAUGUAUAGCAUUAAUGGCUGUACAAAUUGAAUUCAAUGGAAUAGAACAGAUUUUCUUCUCAUUUUGAAAGAGUUAUUUAUCAUUAAACACUGACUUACCAAGA